UACGUCAGUACGGUUAUAGGUCUCGUAAGAGUCAGUUCUCAGGCAGCUGCCAAGAAGCGCUUGCCAAUCAACCAAAUAAAUUCGUUAGCUGAUCGAUGGUCGAUGUAACUGCCAUUUAACAAGAAAAGGCAAAGAGAAUAAGAACACACACAGGAUUUUGUGAUCAGUGCUCUCAGCUUGGUAUCAUGUACAUAUAUCCGAGCUCACCUGAAUCAGCGUCGUCCUUGCAAUCCGAAGAAAGUGCUGCCGUCAAGAUCCAAGCUGGCUUUCGUGGCUAUCGUGUCCGCAAGCAGUUGUACCGUUCGAAUAAACCUGUUAACACCAAUCGCAUCAGUGGCAACACGCUUUCCUCCCAGCGAUUCUCCAGCGGACGACGUCAGCAACACUCGCAGUCAUCACAGCUCACUCGUACUCACAGCAACAUCCUGAUGGAAGAGAGACAGAAAUAUCCAAAAACGGCUGUUGAUGGACAGCAAGUUCCUGCUGCGUCAGCGGAUGUGGCGUCCAUUGAAGAUCGCUGUGCCACAAAGAUUCAAGCCGGAUUCCGUGGAUUUUUGGUGCGAAAAAAGCAAAAGAUUGCAACAGAUGCGGCUGUCAAGAUUCAGUCGAGUUUCCGUGGAUUCAAAGCACGCAAGGAGGCCGAAAAAUUAAAGCACUCUUAAUUUAAUAUACUCUUAAUGUUAAUCACUUUGCAUACACAAUUCGAAUAAUGAGUGUUUGUGGAGUCCAAUUAAAUACAUUCAAUCUUGUAAAUAGUUAGCAGUAGUUGAUAGUCACCAGAGAAAAAAAAUAAUAAAUAUACAUACUAUAUACACGCCACCAAUUCCCCAAACUGUGUUGUGCAAUGACCAUAAAGAAGCGACUGCUCGAGAAACAUUCAAAGUCUCUUGUAUUCGAAAAUUAGGAACAGACAAAACUACACGUACUCGCUUGAAGUGUAUUUCGUCAGCUUGCGUCAUUCCUACGGGUCUCAAGUUGUGUGUUCAUUUACCAUAUGAUGACCAAAUUUAUUUUAAAUUUUUACGAUCACUUCAAUUAUUUACCCUGGAAUUAGUUGAGAACAGUCAAUACAUUAUACCGAGAAAAUGAGUAACUUUAAGUCCAGUUUAGUAAUUGUGUCAUUUAUUUUGUAUUCACAACAAAUACAAUGAAAUUGUUGUCUAGUAUGGUGAUCUAACCGUUCUCUUUUCAAAGUCAGCACGCCCAAACAUUUACCUACAUAUAUGUUCAUUAAUACUUGCAUGCACAUUUGUAAAUACAUCUGUAUCUAUGUCUGUAUUCAGAAGUGCUCGGCGGCAUUUAUAUUUAUCUAAUGCAUUUGACUACAUGCGAGUAUUUGUGUACAUAUAUGUGAGCAUUUUCGGGUUGUGCACUUGGAAGUCAGUCUAUUUUCUUUUUAGGAAAAUUAGGGGAGCGACCCAAUUGUAAAUUGAAUACACAUGUUCUUGUCCUUCAUAUGGGAGCAAUUGCAAUAUCUUUGUAGGGGGCAACUUCAGCA
Messenger RNA from Drosophila nasuta, 1498 nucleotides. RefSeq names its product abnormal spindle-like microcephaly-associated protein homolog. The coding region runs from base 186 to 662 and encodes 158 amino acids. Gene Ontology annotation, molecular function: protein binding. The transcript has a single exon. The record is from RefSeq and is a predicted model, not a curated record. NCBI's taxonomy places the organism in Eukaryota, Metazoa, Arthropoda, Insecta, Diptera, Drosophilidae.